GGAGGGCGGGCUCGAACGCCGAGAGGGUGCGCCCGCGCGCGCUGCGCUCCUUUCAACGGACGUCGGGGCGGGCAAGCAGGCGGGCGGGCGGGCGGAGAGCGAGGUAAGGCCUCCCGCGCGUGCGCAGCCGCCCUGUGUGUCCCUCCGCCCCGGGCCCCUUUCCCUCCCCCAUCCACCUCCCCCCCCCCUCACCUCCUUCCGCUUUCCUUUUCGCCCCGGAGGAUCCUGAGGGGAGGAAGGCGACGCGGGAGGGGAGAGGGUGGCGCAGGUUUGUGAGGGGCGUCUGUACUGUGGGAGCGGGUGACGGGAUGGCGAGCAGCCGCCUCCGGUAUCUCCUAGGCCUCUGCCCGGGGGGGGGCCCUUCCGUGACAGGAAACGCGCGCGACCCCCCUCAAGAAAACAAAAUCCGCCAUUCCCCCCCCCCCCACGCGUUGGCCUGGACAACCGCCUUCGGGGAGCGGCCUGGGCUCCUUCCUGGCCGGGUUGAGGGUGGUCGGCGCCGGCUUCCGCGGACGGUGAUGGGGGGAGAGGAGGAGGAGGAGGAGGAGGAGGAAGGCCGCGGGGGUGUGAGGCGCCUGAACGACGGGCGAGAGCGACGUGUGUUUGUGUCAGUGUGUUGUUCUCGGGGGCCCGCGCGCCGUGAACGGCUCUCCCCCCCCCCCCGACUGGAGAGUAGGUGCUUCCGGGGGGGAUUUCCCGCUCAGGGCCGCCGCAGCGGCGCAUCCACCGCGCCUGCCGCCUCCAAUGUCACGCUUCGGCUCUGGGCAGCGGGCGCCCAAGGUCUUUGUUCAGAAGGGUGGGCGGAGGGGUUGCUGUUUCUCUUUUGGGGUGGGGGGUGCGAGGCUUUGGGGAGGAAGGGGUGUUGUGGUGGGUGUGGAGGUGAAAGCUGAUGAGUGGGCCUGGCCUGGCUUAGCAUCGCAUCCAGGUGAAGCCAUGCCUUGCUGCAUCCUGACGCCGCUGCAUAAAAAUACAGUGGUACCUCGGGUUACAUACGCUUCAGGUUACAGACUCCGCUAACCCAGAAAUAUUACCUCGGGUUAAGAACUUUGCUUCAGGAUGAGAACAGAAAUCGUGCAGCGGCGGUAGGAGGCCCCAUUAGCUAAAGUGGUCCAUCAGGUUAAGAACAGACCUCCAGAACGAAUUAAGUUCUUAACCCAAAGUACCACUGUACUGGUUUUGGGUUGUCAUCCUUACAGAGCUGCUAUUUAGAAACACACCUUGUUCCCCUCCCGGGAUGAGAAAAGCAGGUGGGGUUUUUUUGACACCACAGCCUCCUAGCGGAAAGAGGUUGGCGUCUCUUAGCAGAGAGGGUGAGGAUGGGAUUCCGCUCCCCCUCCUCCCCCCAAAAAUGAAUUGUAGGUGUAAAGUUACAAUUAAUGAUGCUGAAAUGGAGGUACUUAAUUGAAGCUGAGCAACAGACUCCUUCUGCUUCUUCGGUUUUAAUCUUGAUCUCUCUCUCUCUCUCACUCACACACACACACACACACAUAAAUUUAAUGAUGAUUUAUAUUGGCUUGGCAUAAUUAUAUAGUUGCAUUGUGAACUUGGCAUGUAAAUGGAUGUUGGGGUUGUAAUGUUUUGAGAAUGGUGAUCAGGUUACUUUUUCACCUGUUCUACAUAGAACAGAUGCAAAUUUUAACUACUGAGUUGAAGUAACAAGUUCAGUCUUUACAGAGGUGUAAAGAAAUACAUUGUGCAUUUGAUAUAGCUGUUGCUGCAAGAAUUUUUUUGUGGGGGGAGGUAGGGAGUGGGCAUGGCAUCAUAGGGCUUGCUUGGCAUUCUUAAUUUUGCCAGGUUUAGUGACUGGUGCUAUUGCUGUUCCCAGGGGCUCAUAUUUCAGCAAUAGUAUGUGUUUCUGUGCUGGCACUACAAUUCAUAUUGAGCUUUAAUUGAUAUCUUACUUUUUAACAGCGAUUAUUGGCUGGGUUAAUAACCGAGGAUCAGAAGGACAAUUCAUACAGCUUAAUUUCAGAUGAUGGUGUUUUAAUAAAAAUAAUAUAAAGUGCAGUCCUGUAUAUAGGCUUUAAAAGAAAAAUAGUUUUGAAUAGGAUUGUGUGUGUGAUUUAUAACACAUCUUGCAAUUCUUGUUUAGAAAUCAGAUUUCUCUUGAUCUGAAAGACUGAAGGUUGGAGAGUUCAAUCUUCCACAGUCAUCCUAUUUGGAAAUUUGAAGUGUAUGCCAUUUAGAGUGUAUGCCAGUAUAAUACUUACAGAAACUACCAUAAGCAGGGCUUUUUUUAGCCAGAACUUGCCAAAACUCAGUUCUGGCACCUUUCAGGUGAACACCGUUGCCAUUAUGAGAGAACAAGGGAGGCGUUCAGGGUGAGCACCAGCACUUCUUUUUCUAGAGAAAUAGCAUGGACCAUAAGAAUAAGUGAUUGGUGAUGGUAGUGAUCAGAAAAGAUGUCGUUUGGUAUUACAGAGGGAUCCGAACUGAAGUUUGGUGCAGCUGAGCAGCCUUGUUAAGACAUGGUUGAAAGAGUAGCGUUUGAGAUUUGUAGGUGUAUGGGAGUAGCUGAAAUAAAUGUUGUCUAAAAGUUCAAAAUAAGUUCAAUGAUACGGGAAAGUAGUAAUAUGUAUUAUAUAAAUGUAAGCUGUGUUGACAGAGAUAAGUUGGACAAGUUUCUGAAAUGAAGCCACCAAAUUGUGUACAAGUUUUGAUAGGAUGUACUGUAACUGGUUAGGCCACAGAACUCCCAGAAGAGAUUUAGAGAUGUAGUGGCUGUCUGUGCAUGAGCCAGUAGUUGGUGCUGUCACAGUAUAGUUCUAAUAAAAGAAGUAUUUCCAAGACUUUAGGAGUAGUAGUAUUUGGCUACAUUUGAGCUUUGGUAUUCUUUUUUCCUUAGUACUAUGGUUUAAGAAGGAUGUUUGGAGGGAAUCAAAGGAGUAUGUAUGUUCUACUUGUAUUUAGUAAACAAGCUAAAAACUUUGAAACUGCCAAGCUUGCCUAAUACUGUAUUUGUAGUUGGCAUCCACCCAUUGUUAUUAAUGAAGUUAAAAAAGAGAAAAUUUUUGACAGAAAAAUAAAGCACUGGAAUUUUUUCUUCUCCACAUCACUGCUAGAAAACAAAUAGUAUAAGCAAAGGUUGAAAGCAUUUAGCUUUCAAGUUAUGGAGACCUUGCUGGUGUUUAAUGGGGAAACGUUAAUCUUGAUUGGGAACAGGCUAAGAACCAUCUGCCCUUGAAUUGGAAAGUGGCUUGCCAUGACAGUGAGCCCCACUUUCUCAGUGGUGAUGGCAGUAUUAGAAACUGAGAUAUGAAAAGUCAGGAGCUAAAUGGCACCUUAUACCUAGGUUAUGGGCACAACAACUGAAUGUCUAGGCACACUUUUUUAUAACAAGAAUACAAAGCUGAAACUGAGUGAACUGCAGCUAAAAUAUUAUGUCCAUUUUUCACAUAGUAUAGUCCUUUCCCUGCUCACCCCUCUAAUAUUCUUAAGAGGGUCUUUUCUCCAAUCUUCGGAGAGUAGCUGGAAGUUGGGAGACAAAAAAAGGUCCUCUUUUCCUUCCACUCUGCAGUUUUAAUCUGAAAUCUUCGGCAUAGUACUGCGCCCAGAGCUCAGAAACUGUUUGCACUAAUGAAAUUCCCUGUCGCAAAAUGCGCCUAGAACAAUGGGAGAUUUGAACAUUGGGUGGCGAUCUCCCCCACAGUUGGAGUAAACUUGAACCAGAGAGGACAGCUAGGAUAGGCUGCUGAGAUUCUCAUAGCAUCUCUAUUACCCAGUGCAAAAACAUGGGCCACCCUUUCUGUCUCCACCAGUGUUAGAAACUGGGAUAGGAAAGCUAUUCUCCACAUGACGCCUGGUUGUGUGUGUCAAAAAGAAUGGGAAAAGGUAGUCUGACAGUAAUGAGCCAGUAGGGCAUAAGAAGUGGUCGUAGCCCCCUCUGUAGGAUUGCCACGUGCGUAAACUAAAAUACUUGAACGUGACAUUGCAGAUGUAGUUUCAUCUUGAUUGAAAUCUGUCUCAAAUAAUGUUAAAUAUGUGAAAUUAGGUGGUACCUCUCAACUAGCCUAAACAGAAUUGGAGAAAUGUUUACUGUGUCACAGAGAUCACAAAGCUUCUGUGGUAUAGAUAAAAUCCAGAGUCCAAUGACAUUUGUGGCCAGGUUAAAUAUUGUGAAGAGAGACAAAAACUUGAUCCAUUAUUGCAAUGAUUAAAGAGACAUUGCCAGUACUAGGAGAGGGAGGACCAUUUAGGACCACAAUAGAUGGGUUUAAUAACAUUUCUGCGCUGCUACUCCUAUCCAAUGCUUCAUUUUAGUUCUGGGCAUUCUUAAAUCAUCAGAGGAGUUGAGAAGGCAUCAAAUGUGUUCUUCACUGUUAGUCUUUGCAUUUAUAAAUGGCCUUCAUAACAGCAACUUUAUGGUUUAAAGUAGCAUACCAAACAGUGCUCUAGGCAGACCAAUGGUAGAACAGGCUUAGAAAAAUUGCUGACAUGAUUUUUUUUUCUUCUAGUCACAAGUGAUUGAGAGAUGGUUCAAGAAAAUCUACCUCACAAAUUGCAUUCAUUUGCCCAUGAACUGCAUCACUGGAAAUCUGAACAGGAACUUGGCGGUCGUUCUUGAAAGUCUCAGGCGAACGGAUGGACACCAAGUCAGUUUAUUGCAUCCAAGGAGUGGGUUGCCAUCUGAAGUAUUGAUUCAACAGUCCAAUCUAUCAUUGCUGAAUGUCUUAAUAAAGUUAGCAAAGGAUUCAAAAUAUCCCUUGUAGUUUCUUCUGAGUUCUUCAAAAAAUGGUUGCUUGACCUCUUUCCUGCUGAAGUAAAGUGGCUUCUAUAACCUGUUUCUGGAAAUAUUAAUGGAAUGCAAUCAUGUCUACCCAGGAAGAAAGGCAGAUCAAUACGGAAUAUGCUGUAUCCUUACUGGAGCAGUUAAAGUUGUUCUAUGAACAGCAGUUGCUAACUGACAUUGUUUUAAUUGUUGAGGGCACUGAAUUCCCAUGCCAUAAGAUGGUUCUUGCUACAUGCAGCUCUUACUUCAGGUAUGUGAUUAAAGUAGUGUUAUUUCUUCCAUUAAAAUGUAUUCUGUUCAUCUCUUAUGUCUAAGACUACAGUAUAUAAUAUAAUUUUAAAAUGGUUCUACUGGGUAAUUUGAAGCGAAUGGAGUUGUGGAUGUGGAAUAGCUAAACGGGGAUGUACAGUUACUUUGAUGGCUUCACAAAGUGUGGAAUAUCUAUUGUAAGAGUGAUGUUUGGGUGCCAAACAUGACAUUUGCGUUAUGGAGGGAAGCUUGGUUAAUGAAAACAAGGUCUGAAAUGUCUCCAGCUCAAUUUCACAGAAGGAGAAGGAGGUUUUUCUUUUUACAGUUUUGAGGUUUGCAAAGUUUUUUCUUUUUGAGCGGGGGGAAGAGAGACAACUGUCCCUCUUGCCCUAGAGUUGAGUGUGAACAGAUCUAAAGUGUGUGUGCGUGUGCACAUGCUUGCAAAAUCCCAUUGCUCUGUUGUGUGUUAGGAAAUAAGGAGGCAUGGAAAUAGAAUACUCACAUGAAAUAAGAGCAUGAUUCCACUAUUCCAUGAUUCCACUCUUCCAUGGCAGGUUAGGGAGAAGAGUGCAGUCUGCUUACAGGAGUAGCCAGUGGGGCCCUCCAGCUGUCGUGGACUGCAACUUCCAUCAAUCAUUGUUUACAAUUUGCCAUGUGUAUGUAGUCCAUAAUUUACAGAAAGCAUCGCACACUGGCUACCACUAAUCUAGAAGACUUAGGCGAGCUCGAGUGCAAAUUGACCAUGGGGAAUAUGCCCAGAGUUCUGGCUCAAUAUCUGCUGUGAUGUUUAUUGUACAAGAGCAAAAUAACUUGUGCAACUAAUAUCUUUAUAAAUAAAAAUAUCUUAUACAUAUUGUAGAAGAUGUUGGGACAUGCUGCAUUUUCCAUGUGCUUUGUUCCAUUGUGUAUUUGAAACUUCUGGUAUGGUUGAUAUCUCAGUGAGUAUUAAUGAAAUGAAAUAAAAGCACAGUAUCAGUGGCUCCUCUUGGCUUUCAGUUGUGCUAUGUGUACCAAGACAUACUGGCAAUUCCAGACCUUUUGAAAACUUGAAACUUGUCCCAAAACGAAAUGAUUUUCACACCAGUAACAUGGAAGUACUCAAGGAAUACUAACAUCAAACUAAUUUAAAUUUUAUGCCUGUGUGUCUCUGGUGACUGCAUGAAAGAUGAAGUUAAAAUUACUAGAAAGUUGCAAAUGAGUGUGAAAUACUCAAAUGAAACUAGUUUUAACUACAGGAAUCUGCAAUUUUGUGUAUGUACGACUAAGUGUUCUGGUGCUUACUACAAGCCAUUGACUGAUGUCAGAAUGUGUUUGACCAAAAAAAGAUUUUGACCAUUGACAGUUGUUCUAAACAGGAGAUUUCGCAAGUAAUAACUCUUUUUAUACUUUAAAGAAGGGCAGAAUGGUUGGAUUUCAGUCAGCAUUGCUCUUAUGGGAGAGAUUACAUACCAUAUUUUUCCAUGUAUAAGACAACCCCUAUUUUUUUGAACCCAAAAUGAAGAAAUCUGAGCCUGUGUUGCCAGAGCCUAGACCACCUGAGCCCGGGUCUCCCCCACCAGAGCCUGAACCCAAGCCCAGACUGCCUGCACCAGAGCCCAAACACAAACUUGAGCCCAGGCUGCCCACACCAGAGUCCAAACCCCUGUGUAUACAGCCCUGCGUAUAAGAUGACCACCAAUUUUUGACUACUUUUUUAAAAGCAAAUUUAGCUAAACAUAGUCUUAUACACUGAAAAAGAUGGUAUAUGUGCUUAAUGUAACCUAAACACAGAGGAAGUUCAUAUAUAGCAUUUAUUAAUAUGUUUUCUAAACUGAUUUGUACCUCAAUAAGAUCAGGGAGUCCACUUGCACACAAACUGGACAGUAGCUUAUCCAUGAAACUGGAUGUAAAUAGUGUGAAAUCCCAAUCCUUGGAAUGCAGCCUUUGUGAACCAUUUAAUAGUUUUGAAUGCUCUUAUAUGUACUGAAUUUUAUCCAGCUCCAGGCUUCAAAGAGUUGGAGAAAGUAAGAUAGAAGCUAGAAGUUAAUGUAUUUUGUUUUAUCUUUCAGGGCUAUGUUUAUGAGUGGGUUGAGUGAAAGCAAGCAAACGCAUGUCCAUCUAAGGAAUGUGGAUGCAGCCACUUUGCAAAUCAUAAUAAUUUACGCAUACACGGGUAAUUUGGCAAUAAGUGACACUACAGUCGAACAGCUUUAUGAAACGGCUUGCUUCUUACAGGUAGGAAUGUUAUAUGCUAACUUUUCUAAGACACUUUAAAAAAGGUAUCUUUCUGAAUAUUUAACUUUUUAUUUUCUUUUACAUUUAACAGAAACUGUCAUGGAAUUAUUUGCAUUUUCUGCCCUAAUGGUGCUACUAUAAACUAAUUACAAUAUAUUUCUAUUUGGUUCAAAUGAGUUUGCUCUCCAUUCCAUACUUCUAGAAUUAAGAUGUAAAAUUGAUGUAUUGAUAUAGGGCAAGGAUAGCUAACCCUCAAUUUGAAUUUGCAGUAUAAUUAAUUUUAUAUAUUUAAUUUGUUAACCUCUUUACAACCAAAAUGCAAUAUAUAACAGACCAAUUAAAAAUAAUGAUACACAUUAAAGUGUUUAGCCACAGAAGCCAUUAUAAAACACAAAUAUCCCUCCCACUAAUGGCCAGAUACAUACCUAAGUACACUAACUUAAGGCCCACAUGCCUGGGAUAAUAAAAUAAUGUCAUAGCACGACACAGAAGAGAUAUUGGUGAACUUCCCUAGGGAGAGCAUUGUACAACUGAAGCACUAGCGCAGAAAAGGUUUGAUGCCACCCUCCAAACAUCUCUUGUAGGAGGCACACAGGGGAAAAAUUUUAUAUGAUAAUUUCAAGAGUCUGGGGAAGCUUAUAAGGGGAGUGAUAAUCUAGAGGUACUUGAGUACAUUGCAACAUUCUAGGGUAAGGGGCAGUAGUGCAGUAAAAGGAAGUGGAACCUCCCAGAUUUGCAUCUGUUGCCUUGUUAGGGACAUCAUUACUGAAAUUCUUUGGAGACUGAUGUUUACAGCUAACAGUAGAAUGACUGUAUUAGCCAGUGAACUAGCAGAAGGUUUGAUUCAGCUUUUUCUGUUCAUUGCCAUCCCUGCAGAAAUUGGAGCUGUCUGAUACCUAGUGAGGUGGGAAAGCAGGGAUUUUGUUUUGUUUUGAGGUAUGUAACAAUUUGAGCAGCAAUAGGGAAAACCUCUCUCCCUAUUAUCUACAGAGAUAAAUAGGGAAGACCCCUGAUCACUGAAAGAUGGUCAGUUUCUUCAGUAACCAAUAGACUUUGGCCUUUGCAGAUGAACUGAGGCACUUUCCCCCUUCCUUUCCUUUUUGUGAACAAUGGUAUGUUGUAGCCAGUAUGUUUAGGCACGUUCUGUAAAUGAUCCCUUCACCUUUGUUCAGUAGAAGUUGUUUAUUCAUUUCAUUUCAUUUCUAUACUGCUUAAAAUAUAAGAAAAAAUCUCAAAUCAGUUUUCAACCUACAUUAAAACAUCAAAGAAAGUAUUACUCUAUAAAGCAUUACAAAAGAAGCUCAAAUGCAAAAUAUACAGUCAAAGCAAUGUAAUUAACAGGAAACUAAAAUAUUUUCUUAAAGAUUUCAAAAUAAGACAUUACGAAGGAAGGUGAAGUAUAGAAUACACAUUUAAAACACCAUAAAUGGCAAGAGAAUAAAAUAUUAUCUUAAACAUAGAAUAAGUUAAGGAGAGGUUGCUUUUAUAGAAAUGUAGGGAAAUUUGUUUCUUUUCCUGUUUCUUUUUCUUUUCUGUUGACCUUAAAUAUGAAGCUAAUGUAAGCAUUGCAUUGUUUUUUAUUGCAGGUAGAAGAUGUGUUACAGCGUUGCAGAGAAUACUUAAUUAAAAAAAUAAAUGCAGAGAACUGUGUGCGGCUGUUGAGCUUCGCUGAUCUUUUCAGCUGUGAGGAGCUAAAACAGAGUGCUAAAAGAAUGGUAGAACACAAGUUCACAGCUGUAUGCCACCAGGAGGCUUUCAUGCAGCUCUCACAUGACCUGUUGAUAGAUAUUUUGAGUAGUGACAACUUAAAUGUGGAAAAGGAGGAAACCGUUCGUGAAGCUGCUAUGUUAUGGCUGGAAUACAACACAGAAUCUCGAUCACAGUAUUUGUCAUCUGUUCUUAGCCAAAUAAGAAUUGAUGCACUUUCUGAAGUUACACAAAGAGCUUGGUUUCAAGGCUUACCGCCGAAUGAUAAAUCGGUAGUGGUUCAAGGAUUAUAUAAAUCUAUGCCGAAGUUUUUUAAACCAAGACUUGGAAUGACUAAAGAAGAAAUGAUGAUCUUCAUUGAAGCUGCUUCUGAAAACCCUGGUGGUCUUUACUCUUCAGUUUGCUACAGCCCACAGGCUGAAAAAGUUUACAAGCUCUGCAGCCCUCCUGCUGACUUGCAUAAGGUUGGGACGCUUGUAACUCCUGAUAAUGAUAUUUAUAUAGCAGGGGGGCAGAUCCCAUUGAAAAAUGCAAAAACUAACCACAGUAAAACGAGCAGACUUCAGGUUGCCUUCCGAACUGUGAAUUGCUUUUACUGGUUUGAUGCCCAACAAAACACUUGGUUUCCAAAGAGUCCAAUGCUGUUUGUUCGUAUAAAGCCAUCCCUAGUUUGCUGUGAAGGCCACAUCUAUGCAAUUGGAGGAGACAGUGUAGGUGGAGAGCUCAACAGGAGAACUGUUGAAAGGUAUGAUACUGAGAGAGAUGAAUGGACAAUGGUAAGCCCACUGCCCUGUGCGUGGCAAUGGAGUACAGCUGUUGCUGUUCAUAACUGCAUUUAUGUAAUGGCGCACAACCUGAUGUACUGUUACUUCCCCAGGUCAGAUGCUUGGGUUGAAAUGGCUAUGAGACAAACUAGUAGAUGCUUUGCUUCGGCUGCUGCUUUUGGGGAUAAAAUAUUUUAUAUCGGAGGCUUGCACGUUGGCAGCAACUCUGGUAUAAGACUCCCUACUAGCACUGUAGAUGGGUCUUCCGUUACUGUGGAAGUUUAUGAUGUGAAUAAAAAUGAAUGGCGAAUGGCAGCCAACAUCCCUGCCAAACGAUAUUCUGACCCCUGUGUCAGAGCUGUUGUAAUUUCCAACUCCUUAUGUGUCUUCAUACGAGAAACCCACAUGAAUGAGAGAGCAAAGUAUGCCACCUACCAGUAUGAUAUGGAACUUGACCGGUGGUUCUUGCGCCAGCAUAUAUCUGAACGGGUGCUCUGGGAUUUGGGGAAAGACUUUCGGUGCACUGUGGGAAAGCUAUAUCCAUCUUGCCUUGAAGAAUCCCCAUGGAAGCCUCCACCGUAUCUCUUUUCACCAGAUGGAGCUGAUGAGUUUGAGAUUGAUGGAGAGAUGCUGACACUGCCACCUGUAUAGCUCCCAAAAUUAAGAGACUGCAUGCCUAUAACUGGUUAUCAUGAAAACUCUUUGAGAGAACAGGGCUGGAAUAUGAAACAAUAAGCUGUCUUGUAUGUAUGCCCUAUUUAACAUUUUGUGGCCAUUGAGUGUAAAUCGGUGGAAUUUAUAAGCAGAUAUGCUUCCAUAAUCUGAAACAAUCCCUCUGGUAGCUGAUGGGAUCUGUAUGUAUAUUGCAAGCUUAAAGCAUCUGCUUAUUGUCUAAAUUUUUAGUCUUGUGAAGACUUUUAGUUCAGGAAACUUUCACAAAAGCAGCUUCUAUUUCUAGGAUGGUAUGUUAAUUGCUCAAAGUAUCUUCCAGUUAUAUUUGAGUGAGUUCUGGAAAUCUUUGUAUGUGCUAGUUAUUAUAGAUUGUGUGGCCUAAUGGAAUGUGCUACACCUAUUACACAACAGCCGUGUUGGUAUAAUAAUGCCAUGUAAAGAGAGAAACAAAUCCCAUGGAUCUACCUGUGGUAGGAAGGGUAGAUCUUCCAAUUUACGGUGACAUGCAGGGCAAAAUGACUGCAGGCUCAGUCAAGCUGUAUUAUUAUUAUUAUUUUAUUAUUAUUAGGUGCAUGUAUUUUCACUAACUUAUACCUGUCUAUUUAGAAUACAGGUCUUCCGAGCAGCUGGUAGUUUGCCAGGUGUGAACUUACGUUGCUGGGCUUGCAGUAAGAAUUGCCAGCCCUACCUAGUGCGGGUCUGUGUGGAGCUUUUGCUCAGUAAACAGUUCCACAUUCUGUAUUUCAGAAACAAUGGCUCAUGCAUAUUACUUCCUGCUGCUUAUGUCCCCCUGCCCCAAUGUUAACCAAGAUAUAGUGUGGAUUAACCAGGUUUUUAUUUUUGUUAAUUUAAUAACAAGCAUUACUGUAGUGUGACUGUGUAUAGAUAUCCCUUAGUUGUCUCUCUUUUGUUUUUGUUUUUUGGGGGGGAACAAUUUUUUUUUUCCCAGGAAUACUCUGUGCAGGAGAGCAGUUCAGUAGUGCUGCUCUGGCAUUAAUCCCAGGAACCACUAGCAGUAGCGGCGCGCCGCCAAUCUUACAUGAGCACAGGUGCUUCAUGAUGGAUCAUACUAGCAUGUUCAGCUGCAUCAUGUUCUGGCACUGUAUUUUGAAUGAUAUUAAUUUAUUAAAAAAAAAACCUGAGUCAAAGACUUGUUUCCCGCGUUUUCUGCAAGACAGUAUCUUCCCUCAAACUGUUAUGUC
Podarcis lilfordi (Lilford's wall lizard) is the source of this 11537-nucleotide messenger RNA. The record is from the annotation of a GenBank genome assembly. Lineage: Eukaryota; Metazoa; Chordata; Lepidosauria; Squamata; Lacertidae.